AUGAAUCUAGUGGAAAUUGACGAAGUUUCUGUAAUAGCAGCUAUUCUCGGCGGCUUUAUCGUAAUAUUUGGGUUUGUGUCUCUACUUAUCAAGGAGCGUUUGUAUUUAUCAGAAGCGCUUGUUUCAGCUUUAGUAGGGAUUAUUGUGGGUCCGGUUGCAUUGAGAAUACUUGUACCAGAAAGAUGGAGCGAUCAAGAGCAACUUGCAAAAAUUACAAUGCAAUUUACUCGAAUCGUUGUCGCGAUCCAGGUCAUGGCCGCCGGAAUUUCUUUGCCAAAGGGCUACCUCAUAAAGGAGGCAAAAUCGAUAUUUUGUUUACUUGUUCCUGUGAUGGGAUAUAUGUGGAUUGCCUCAGGUCUUUUUAUCUGGCUGCUUAUACCCAGUAUUAAUUUUUUGGAAGCAUUAGUGAUUUCCGCGAGUGUAACUCCCACAGAUCCUAUACUUGCAAACUCCGUUGUUAAAGGUAAAUUCGCCGAAAAGCACGUGCCACCUCAUGUGCGUAAUGUUCUAUCCGCAGAAAGUGGCGCAAAUGAUGGCUUCAAUGUUCCAUUCUUAUUUAUAGCUAUUUAUCUAAUGACAGAAAAGACCGGAGAUGCUAUUGCUAAAUGGAUUUACGUUGUUUGGAUUUACAAAAUACUUCUAUCUUGUUUAAUUGGAUUGGUUGUCGGAUAUGUUGCGCGUAAAUUACUGUAUUUGGCCGAAACUAAACGGCUUAUAGAUAAAGAGUCUUUUCUAGCGUUUGCGAUUGCAUUAACAUUAUUUUUGCUGGGUACUGUCUCGAUAAUCGGAAGUAAUGAAGUGCUUGCUUGUUUUAUCGCGGGUAAUUCAGUAACUUGGGACGAUUGGUUUCGUAAGGAGACCGAAGAAUCUCAUUUUCAAGAAGUUAUCGACAUGCUUCUCAAUAUGGCAGUAUUCGUAUAUGUUGGUGUGACGAUACCGUGGUCAUCUUUUUCCGAUCCCGCCUUAGGUCUUGCACCAUGGCGCUUAAUUGUUCUCGGUGUUCUUAUUCUUUUGUUUCGUCGUUUGCCUAUAAUGUUGCUUUUGUACCGUUGGAUACCAGCUAUAAAGACUUAUCGAGAAGCGGUAUUUAGCGGCUGGUUUGGCCCAAUAGGAAUUAGUUCUAUAUUUUAUGCAAGCUUCACUGACGAAUUUCUUGCUAAGCAUGGAGGUAGCGAACGUUCUCGAGAAUUGGUAUUACCUGUUGUUUAUUUCAUUGUAUGCACGAGUAUUUUAGUGCAUGGUUGUACGAUUCCAGUCUUCAAAAUCAGUCAAAGAAUCAAUACUCGAACAUUAACAACGACUAGUUUCACUAAUCAAGUUUCGCGAUUGCCAAUUCUUCGAUUUGGACAAGAAUUGAGAUUCUCUGCUCCGAAAACUCAGCAAGAAACUAGCCCCACAAAAGAUGUAGUAAUCCCGGAGGAGCCAUCUGAUUCAACUACCACAAUUGCCACAAGUCAUAGUGGUCAAAAAGUUGUUAGUGAGACCAGCAGCACAGAUGACAAAAAACAAACAGAGGAUUCUGGUGGCGAAAGAACUCCUCAGCUUCCUCAACCUGUUGUUUCUCCUAGCACUACUGAUAAUAAUACAUUAGAAACAAUUAUUAGAGUUAUUCCACGAGAUCCUCAAGCUCAAGCGAGAAUUCUUCCUCCUUCAGAGGAAAACAGAUGGUAUUCCAUCAUUCGAUAUUUAUUUGGUAGUCAUCAUUCUUCACACGAACAACCACAACAACCAUCAGAUCAUGAAAAAAAAUGA
This is a messenger RNA of Ambispora gerdemannii, 1752 nucleotides long. Lineage: Eukaryota; Fungi; Glomeromycota; Glomeromycetes; Archaeosporales; Ambisporaceae. The record is from the annotation of a GenBank genome assembly.